UCACGUGGUGUGUAGCCACGUGACUAAACCCGGAAGUGCUGUUCGAUAUUCCCGCACUGUUGACGUCUGUGCUGUUCUGAAAUCUGAUCCUCGGUUUUUAUUUCUUCCAUUCCUGCAUUUUUAAAUGGCGAUACAAUAAGAUUAUCUUUUAUUAUUAUUAUUGUUUAGAGGUUUUUAAUCUGCAUUAACAUUUGCAACGCGUUUGCAUGGCAACCUCUCUAUCAAAACAACAGCAUCCGGCACGAGAGGAGGAGGAGGAGGACACGGAGAAGGAAAGACUGCUGACAUCUGUGACCUUUGACCAAAGUCCUGUUGACCUCUGUGAUGGAGGUCACGGCAACCGACCUUCUCUGGACCUUCAGGGAUCGUCUCUUCGGAAAGAGGUGGACGAGGAAGACCUGGCGGAGGAAGAGGCUCUGCGGAGGAAGAUGAAGUACUUCUUCAUGAGCCCGUGCGACAAGUACCACGCCAAGGGACGCAAACCGUACAAGCUGGUGCUGCAGAUGCUGAAGAUCAUCAUCAUCACUGUGCAGUUGGUGCUGUUUGGUUUGAGCAAUCAGAUGGUGGUGAUGUUUAAGGAAGAGAACACCGACUCGUUCAGGCAUCUCUUCCUGCAGGAUUAUCAGGACGAGGCGGACGGGUUUGCUGUACACACACAGACCGACGUCUAUCAACACAUCAACUACGCCAUAGAGCAGUAUCUGACUCUUCCUCAGACCGCAGUGGGUCGCUAUGCGUACGUGUUGGGUGGGGGAGUGAACGAUAGCGCUCUCUCUCUGUGUCAGCGCUUCUAUAAGAAAGGCAGCAUCGACCCAGUCAAUGACACCUUCAUCAUCGACCCUCACAUCAUCAUCGACUGUAUAGGUGUUGAUCCUCCCACAGACCCUUUAGCUCCUCUCCCUGAACACUACAAGAACUUCACCCUCAAAUUCCACAAGCUGAUCAACGUGACCAUCGAGUUUAAACUGAAGGCCAUAAAUAUCCAGACGAUCAUCAACAACGAGAUUCCAGACUGUUACACCUUCUCCAUCACCAUCCUCUUUGAUAACAGAGCCCACAGUGGAAAAGUGAAGAUCAGUCUGCAUAACCAGGCCGUCAUCAGAGAGUGCAGGGAUCCCAGUGUGUCUGGACACAAGGAAAAUCAUAUGCGGGUGGCAUUUGACGUGUUGGUGGCGGUGGUUUGCGGCCUUUCCCUGGCGCUUUGUGGACGAUCCAUCAUCCGAGGAAUCAUCCUGCAAAAUGAGUUUGUACACUACUUCAGGCAGUCUCUGGCCCGGAGAGUGUGUUGGGGAGACCGACUGGAGUUCAUUAACGGCUGGUAUUUGCUCCUCAUCAUCAGUGACAUUCUCACCAUCAUCGCCUCCUUCAUCAAGAUUGGCAUCGAGACCAAGAAUAUGGCUUCCUAUGAUUUGUGUGGGAUCCUGAUGGGCACAUCCACGCUCCUGGUCUGGGUGGGAGUGAUCCGCUACCUCAGCUUCUUCCAGAAAUACAAUAUCCUGAUCGUGACCCUGAGAGCUGCAUUUCCGAACGUCAUCCGCUUCUGCUGCUGCGCUGCUGCCAUCUAUAUGGGCUACUGCUUCUGUGGCUGGAUCGUCCUGGGACCUUACCAUGCAAAAUUCCGUUCCCUGUCCACGGUGUCGGAAUGUCUGUUCUCGCUGAUAAACGGAGACGACAUGUUCGCCACGUUCUCGGAGGUGGAACGCAGCAGCACGCUGGUGUGGCUCUUCAGUCAGCUCUACCUCUACACCUUCAUCUCGCUCUUCAUCUACAUGGUGCUGUCGCUCUUCAUCGCCCUCAUCACCGGCGCCUACGACACCAUCACUCAACAAGCCCAGGAGGCUCCUCAUGUAUCCGACCUGCACAUGUUCAUCUCUCAGUGCAUGGACACGCCCACCUCGGGAAAGUUCCAGAGCCCGGACCCCCCGGAGUCCUGUUCACUGUUCUGCUGCUUUAACUAGAUAGGGAAGUAUGUGUGUGUGUGUGUGUGUGUGUGUGUGUGUGUGGUGUUUUACUUCCUGUUUGUAAAAUUUGCUUGCUGUUCUCUUAAAAGUUUCUUUACAGCUACUGUUCAGCAGGAUCGUGUUUCUGGGUCGAAAAAAGGGUGGAGCUUAGGUUUAUCAGCCAAUCACAAACCUUGAUCACAUGACAUCAGUACAAUAGUUAACUAGCUUACUAGCGGGGUCACUGUUAGCAUGCUAGUGGUCUUGUACAUGCAAUAGAUAUCGUCUACGGCUGGAGAGAUUAACAGAGCCUUAACAUAAACUAACAAUAAGCUGGUUAGCGUUGUGUUUAGCUUGGCUUAGCUAAUACUCUUCUGUUUGAAAACGUAAAUUAAGCUCCACCCCUUUUGAUCCGGAGACUCUCGCGUCUCAUGAUACAAACCUCUUCUCACACACACGUCCUUUUUUUAAUGCAACAGAAACUUGUUAAUAAUAUUCAGUAUUUUCAUUUGUUCAUUCUUAGUAAUUACCCGGUCAGGGUACGCUGUGGUUCAGCACACGCCACAAACACAGGUUUGUUUAUAUUUUAAGGAAUGUAUUUAUAGGCCACACCCACUUUCGAUCCAAGUUCAGCGGCAUUGUGUUACAAAGUAACAAUCGGCAUCCCUCACACAGAAAACCUCCGCCAUCCUUAUUCACAGUUGGCUCACCGCUCUGUUCAUUCUUGUCUUUCAUUUCGUCCCUGUGUGUGUGUGUGUGUGUGUGUGUGUGUGUGUGUGUGUACGAGAGUGAAUAGGAAGAGCGUAUAGCCCGCAGCUUCGCCAAGGCAUCAAUAUUUAUAUGCAGGAGCCGAGCGCGUGUUUAAUGGAGACUCAGUCGGAGUUUGGCUCCGCUGGCCUUUUCAUCCACCACGUCCCUGCCGAGAGGGAGAAAGAGAGAGAAAGAGAGGGAGUGACUUCACCCGUCGGGUGGGGGAUGUUAUUAUCCAUGUGGUCAUUCUCUCUUUCUCUCUUUCCUUUCUUUCUUUCGUUCUGUCUUUCUUACUCGUGUAUUUCCAGUCAGCCUAUGCUUUGAGCAUCUUCUCCGAUGCUGCAGAAGGAGUGAAGUCGGACGCAUUUUUCACGUGCGUCAGCUUUGCUUAAUGUACUGGAUUCAAUUCAAAAAGCACAUUAAGGGACAAUAAUGAAAAGGACGCAUAGUGUAAAAAAAAAAAAACCCAGAGGCUCCCGGAGGGCCUCUGUUUCAGAUCAGUAAACAAGUUUUUGCGUUUAUUUUUCCAAACGAUUCAAAAUGAAACGUCUGUGAUUUAAAGUUUUACGUCUCAAAUACGUCUAUAUUAAAUACUUAUGAAUUCGUACUAAUUUCUGGCAUUACACUCUAGGCCACGCCCCUUAGCCGAGUCUGUUGUAGUAAAAGACUAGACGGUUACGCUACCGCGGCGACCCCGUGGCCACACGAGCCUGUGCUGUUUUAAAGGUGAAAAUGGAGAAAGAAAACGGGUUUAUACUCAUGAAACAGCGCCCCUAGAGGACAAAAUUGGCAGAUCGGCGAUACUGAGGUUUGAACCUCUUGACCUUCCGAUCAGUAAACCAGAGCCACAACUUCUUUAGAUGUGAUACAGCUGAAAGGUUUAAAGUGGUAAAGCGCAGUGGUUACGGUUAAAGCCCUUAAUCCUCUGCGCUCCAGGGGUGCUGUAUGCAGGCUUUUCAUACUCGUUCCUUCCAUUCAGGAGUCAUUUCAGAUGCAACCUUCUUAUCAAGAAGCUUUAAUUUGAUCCAAAAUUAAAAUAUAACACGAUUAUUUGGCUUUUCUUUUUUAAUGGUACCUUCCUUUCUGAAGGGGGUUGUCUUGACCAACACUAGCCUCUCGGUGCUUGGGCCCCGUAAAUCGCUUCUUAAACGUACAUUAAUUUGCAGUUCUUUUGUAAUGACGUUUCUAACACUAUUUGUUUAGCUUCCAAGAUUUUCCGGGAGCGUUCUCCAUUACAAAAAAACGAUGACGUGGCAUUUCCGAAUUUUAUUUAUUUAUUUAUUUUCCAUCAUAUUCUAUGAUCUGUGUCAUAACGUCUCAGUGCAGUGUUUCAGCACAGCUACGUCUUCAUCUCGCCUCGCACAUUUCUUUUUUUCCCCCCUCCCUCUAUCUCGGGGUUUGAAGUGUAAAUUGCAGGUUCAGGUACAAGACGUUGGUGGGGUUUGUUUUGUUUUUCCUGAGGGAUGACGAUCCGUCUGGAGCGCAGCAGACAAGCACGUGGUUCGCUGUCUGCAUCUGCACGCACAUGAAAGGAGAUAAAAAAGGGGAAAAGCCGGGAAACAAAAGGCGAGAACGGAGGCAGACGUGAUACCGUGAAUCUCUCAAAUGAUCCACCCUGAUUCUGAGGCAGCUGCAGAUGUGAACAUACAGUCAGAAAUCAGGGGGUUACACACGUCUGGCACGUUUACAUCUGUUUGCACGUUUAGCUUCUAUUUUAUUCGCUUUUGGAAUGUUCGAAUAUUAAUGUACCUGGGUUUUUUAUUCCUAAAUAUGUAAUGUGAACUGACUACAGUGUGUGUGUGUGUGUGUGUGUGUGUGUGUGUGUGUGUGUGUGAUUGAGACACUAAAAAGUGAAUGUGAAUGUAUCCCAUUUGUUUUUGGUUUUUUUAUGUAUUUAUUUAUUCAGAUUUACCUUGAAAUGUAUUUUAUAUUUUUCAUGUGUGCUUUUAAUUUUCCGUUUUUAGGCCAAGAAAAUCUGAAAAGAAUAAGCUCUAUAAAUAAAUCAGUUCGACAUGUUCACACUAUGCCUCGAUGUCUGGAUCCGUGAUUGCGUUCUUUUGUGCUUUAAAUCCUUUUUAUGAUUAAAAAAAAUAAAGAAAUGUCGUCUCUUUGUGCAUGUUGAAGAGACCAGACCAGA
Messenger RNA from Silurus meridionalis, 4827 nucleotides. It is a transcript of the gene mcoln1b, whose product is annotated as mucolipin TRP cation channel 1b. The coding region runs from base 207 to 1958 and encodes 583 amino acids. Lineage: Eukaryota; Metazoa; Chordata; Actinopteri; Siluriformes; Siluridae. The record is from RefSeq and is a predicted model, not a curated record. Gene Ontology annotation, molecular function: NAADP-sensitive calcium-release channel activity. Gene Ontology annotation, cellular component: lysosomal membrane; plasma membrane. The transcript has 13 exons.